UGUUUUUACAUUUUCGCUGGGUUAAAAAGAAAUCAUUGAUUGAAUAACUUUCGUCUACAACUUUUGAAAAACUGAUUUAAAAUAAAGGUUUUAAAUUUGGAAUGUCUGCAAGUAAUUCAAGGAGCAAGGAAAUGAAAUCUGCAGCAUGUUUGCCAUCUAUAUCACCUAUCAGACAAACAAGCAAUCUAAAGUGUAAAUCUGAAGCUAAUAAUAAAUCAAACAAGAGAAGUUGUGAAUCUACAUGUAAAGGACAUAUAGUGUCAUUCAGAAAUGUCAGUCUCCAAUACAGAGGAUUACCAAAAAUUGUAAGGAAUCUAACAUUUGAAAUUGACCGGUUCGAGAAAAUUGGGGUAGUCGGCUCAAGAGAUUCAGGAAAAACUGCACUUGUUCUUGCAUUGUACAGGCUAACUGAGCUUACAGAGGGAUGUAUAAAAAUUGAUGGAGUUGAUAUAUCAAAAGUAGACAACCAUGUGAUUCAAAAGAGAAUAAAGAUCAUUCAUCAAGAUCCAAUUAUCCUUUCUGGCAGUUUGAGAGCUAAUCUAGAUCCGUUCAAAGAAUUUGAAGACACCCAUUUAAUCAAUGCACUGGAAAGAGUUGGUUUGAGUGAUAAGUUGAUAAAUGGAAACUCAACUAAUCUAGAUGCAGAAAUACAAACAAACUGCCUUUCUAUUCCCGAAAAGCAGCUUAUCCUGAUUGCAAGCUCCUUUCUUCACAAGCCAAAGAUCUUAAUAGUUCAAGAAGCUCAAGAAUCGUGGGCAGGAGGAGAUGCCGUUAAAUUAAGCAAGUCUCUUGAAGUGAUUGAGACUGUUUGCAGAGAGUUUCCAACCUGCACAAUUCUUCUAUUUAUAAAUCAACCACAAGCCCUGAAAUUAUGCAACAAAGUAUUGUUCAUCGAAAAAGGGAAGGUUGCAGAGCAAGGCGAACCUCACUCACUUAUGAAAACUCAGUCUUCGAAACUGUACCAGUUCAUGGCAAAAAAAUUCAAUACCAAAGUCCAAUGAGGCAGUUGUUUUUACGGGGAAUUUUUGAAUUAAUAUGGAACUAGCAAUCAUUGAAACAAUAUAUAACAAUUUUAUCAUGCAAUAAUAGUUAUAAUCACUAUUUUAUAUUAUUUAUUCAAACCUGUUUUAAAUUAUCGUAGAUUGAUUUUUGUAUCUUCGAAAAACAUUUCAAUUGUUUAUUAUUUUCAAUUAUACCCAGUUUUUUUAUGAAUCAGAAUAAUUUUAAUGACAUUUACAUUUUUAAACUUCAUAAUAUGAUAUUUAAAUAUUUGGAAGGUACCUAUUUGUUAUUUCCUAACCCCCAUCUUUCAUCUGAAGCGUUUGAAAACGUUCCAUUGUUUGUAUUGAAAGGUUCAACAUAUAAAAACUUUCCAUUGUUAGUAUUUUAUCAAUCUUAUUAUAAAAAAUGUUCAAGGAUCA
Messenger RNA from Nilaparvata lugens (brown planthopper), 1421 nucleotides. Its product is annotated as ABC transporter C family member 12. Lineage: Eukaryota; Metazoa; Arthropoda; Insecta; Hemiptera; Delphacidae. The record is from RefSeq and is a predicted model, not a curated record. Bases 102 to 1001 code for a protein of 299 amino acids. Gene Ontology annotation, molecular function: ATPase-coupled transmembrane transporter activity; ATP hydrolysis activity; ATP binding. Gene Ontology annotation, biological process: transmembrane transport. The transcript has 6 exons. Gene Ontology annotation, cellular component: membrane.